Molecule: messenger RNA, 1116 nt
Organism: Symbiodinium pilosum
Lineage: Eukaryota; Dinophyceae; Suessiales; Symbiodiniaceae
Source: the annotation of a GenBank genome assembly
AUGCCAGAUCAGCCACCACCCAACAGAUGCAAAGUGAAAAGGGUGAGCAAUGCUUCCUUCUCGGAGUUUUUCAAGCGUCAGGCUACCGUCACUGACCUCUACCUAUUCAUGCAGGAUGAGGACUCAAGCAAGGCAGCAUGGCUAUACGCAAAGCUCAGCAACUAUUUCGUGUCCGCAGCGAUUAUCUUCACCGUUUGGCAAGCAACUGCUCAACCAGUUGUACCUCGAUUCAUUGAAGGUGUGAUCCAGCUUUCCGUAGAGGGCAUCAUGCUGAUCGAGCUGCUGGCCCAUUUUUUCUCCACCAGGAGCAGCGAGCGCGGAGCGUUCCUGAAGAAUCCGUACAACAUCAUAGACUUUUUCGCCAUUCUACCCGUGGCGCUGCGAAUUCCCUUCGGCAUUGCAACACCCACGAAAGAUGAGAACGCUGCGGUGCACUACUUGCUCUACUGUUGUGUGCCCGUGGUGAGGCAGCUGAAACUCAUUCGUAAGUUCCAGAAAUUACAGCUCUUGCUGCAUGUUCUGGCCACGACUAUGGAUGCUUUGAAGCUGCUACUCUUUCUGGUCUGCUUCAUUGUUCUCAUCUUUGGAUGUGCGUUCUACGUCCUGGAGCCAGAGACCAUGGAUUCCCUGAGCACAUCCAUCUACCUGUGCACCGUGACCGUGACCACCGUCGGAACCUGCGACAUGAAUCCCGUGUCCCCGCUUGGGAAAAUCAUGGCCGGCGCGCUCUGCCUGAUCAGCGUUCUUUUCAUGGCCAUGCCUCUGUCUGUGUUGGGCAACGCUAUGUCGCAAACAUGGGCUGAUCGACACAGAAUCGUCCUGAUCACGCAGACACGCCGCAAGCUCAAAAAUCUGGGUUACACUGCGGAACACAUGCCGAGGCUGUUCUCGAAGUUUGACAAAGAUGGCAAUGGUGAGUUGGAGAUGGACGAGUUCUGUGAUUUGGUAGCGAAGAUGCGGAUAGGUAUGAAGCCCUCGGAAGCAUCAGAGCUAUUCUUGGCAUUUGAUGAAAAUGGCGACGGGGGCAUCACCGAGAUGGAGUUUAUGAAGGCUUUGUUUCCGCUGGAUUAUCGCCGGAUCUACCGCAGGGCUUCCGGUGUAUCAUGGGGCGCCUAG